Messenger RNA from Dendroctonus ponderosae (mountain pine beetle), 1392 nucleotides. RefSeq lists its product as uncharacterized. NCBI's taxonomy places the organism in Eukaryota, Metazoa, Arthropoda, Insecta, Coleoptera, Curculionidae. Bases 395 to 1108 code for a protein of 237 amino acids. The transcript has 5 exons. The record is from RefSeq and is a predicted model, not a curated record.
UGGGAAAAUAUUUAGUUUGCCGCAGAAUCUUCGCUACACAGCCAGCUUUACAAGGUGACACCUAAAAAAGUUCGCUCUAUUGAUUGUUUUCAUAUCAAAUCGCAACCCAUCUGAAUUCAUAUAAGUGUUGUAAUUUAAUCGAGGAAUUUCAGAAAAUUGGCUUUUGUGCGAAAGUGUGCCUAAAAAACAAGAAAUCGGCUGUUUAAGUGUUCUGUCGCGAAAUAGAGCGUAUUUCCCCAUAGUAAGUGUUUGCCUGAAAAGUGUAGCUUUGCCCUCAAAACUCAAAAUUGCGAUAUAAUCACAACUGCUUCUCCCCUAAUUGGACGCGAAUGAAACGAUCAAGUUCAACCUGCUAAGUGAAUUUGCUAACAUAGAACUCUGGAAACUUAAAAAAAUGCACAUAGACUUUUACCAGACACUAAUUGUUCUGAUAUUCUAUAUUGGGCGAGUUGUUCCGAUUCCUAUCACAGAUAUCGACAGUAAAGAAGAGAUUUUAGUGCGAAUAGCUGCUAGUGGCAGUACAGUAAUUCUGAAAUGUAUGAGCAAUGAUAAUGCACACAAUUUCCAAUACUGGCAUCUUGUUAAUAAGGGACUUAUCAUAGGACCAGCAAAUAAUUAUGAUAGUGCCAAAUUUAGGUACGGAAUUUUGUCCGGCAAUUUAACAAUAAUGGCUGUUUCGAAACAAGAAGAAGGUCUGUAUGAAUGUGUUUCCCGAGCCGUUAAAGGAGAAGACAUGAAUAUCCGGGUUGUUAAGAUGCUGGUGCAGGAUAAUUGGGAUGAUCUUUAUCAACACGACUAUAAUAUUAACUUAAUAAGGAUUCUCAUAGCCUUAAUUACCCUAGUUUUGAUAGCCAUGGGGGCCUGGUUCGUCUAUAGAAUAUGGAAAGACCGAUAUCGGUUUCCUAGUUAUUUGCAAAAUGAGGAUGACGAUGAUGAUGACGACGAAAGUACAGAAGAACUGUUUAGUCAACCAAGUACUUCAAAAUCCUCCGUCAAGAAUAUAGUAGUUCCAAGCACAUCGACGUCAAUAGUUAAAGAACCUCAGUUUGACGAAGUCGAUAUUGAUACAGAUUUCAAAAGUAUAUUAAGCCCAUCAAGCGAAAAGUAAAAUAUAUAAACCUUUAAUAGGCGAAUUUUAUUCUUUCUAGUUUAAUGUUAAACGAAUUUAGUUUUGUGAAUAGUGAAAAUGUUUUGUACCUUUAAACUAGUGUCUAUUUAUUCAACAUGCAACACAAGCCGCUUUGAUGUUACUCUAUCGAGCAGCUGAACACAACCAAUCCAUAUCCAUCUGGAAAUAUUCAGAAUAAUUGUAAACAUCAUUAAGAAAUUAUAUUAGUGUUUUGUCUGUUAAGUAAAUCCAAAGAAUAAAUAAAAAACCUCAGGCUGCUUGAA